Molecule: messenger RNA, 1947 nt
Organism: Pleurotus ostreatus (oyster mushroom)
Lineage: Eukaryota; Fungi; Basidiomycota; Agaricomycetes; Agaricales; Pleurotaceae
Exons: 2
Coding region: 1-1947 (648 amino acids)
Source: RefSeq, a predicted model, not a curated record
AUGCCACUGUACUUUUAUUGGGGACCUGAGAACAAAACUCCAUAUCCCCCCCCUGCCAUACGCAGUUGGGGCGCCUACCUCAUCCCGAAAGAAGUUUAUAACCCAAUACGCAAGGAUUUCCCGUGGGCUACCGGUGUAGCGCAGCGCAUGCCGCUUAUAGCUUCUACUGCCAUUUUCAAGGGUCGGCCGGUCUCUCCCUCCGCACCUUCCGACCCAUCAAGUGGCGCCAAAUGGGGACCGCCACCCUCUCCAAUUGCAAGCUCUAGUGCUGUUCCUUCUUUUGUUGUCGACCAAGGUACCUCUCAAAGGCCUGGCGAAUUGAUGUCCGAGUUCUUCGCUCGCAGGGAGAAGCAUUUUGAGCGAUAUGUCCUGAAAGAGACACAGACUCAAAGGCAAGCUCGACUCGCUCGUGAGGAGGCUGCAUCGCACCAACAAAUCCCUGGAAGGAGGGGAGCUCUCGUUUUCUACUGGGAAGAUGUCGACGGUAUUCACAUUCGUCGUUUCGGCACUCGCAAUCCGUCUCUUUGGCUACGUUACUCACAUAACCAGAGGCGGUACAAUUCAGCCUUCGAUGAAUGGGAUCUAUGUUCCGAAUUUGCCCCUGAGGAAGGCGCAUCUGAGCUUGGCGAUUACGACGAUAGCGAUGACGACGAUAUUCCACAUGCCGACCCCGCGGCUGACAAUACUGAUGUACGUCGUAGCGACGAUAUCGAUGCUUCUGCGAUUCCAAGCGCAUUCACAAUCCAUCUCGACGAUGAUCCAUUGUUGUCGUCGAUGACGCAACGGGGGCCCAAUCCCGAAAUGCGGCAUCUCUAUUCUCUUGACCAAGAAUCAGCUCCUCUCGACUCUGAUUUGGCUUCAGAAAUGCCUGAGUUCUCAGCCUUGCAAGUCGCAUAUGAAAUCUUUGGUUUCACUGACUCCGAAGAGGACCAAGGCCAAUCAUCAGGGUCACAGGUAGAUUGGGCUCUCGUCAAGAAGUGCAUGGGGGUGUCAUGGAAGGAUGUUGGAGGCUAUGUCGACGCAAAAACUGUAUCUCAUCUUUGCAAAUUCUUCCUUUGUCUAACAACGGCGUCGUCUUGGUUGGACAUGCCGCAGGGCCUUUUGGACAUCCGCCAAGCUGACAGCAUCGUCUCAUCAUAUUGGAUGGGUGAUAUUCCCUUCCACCUCGAACCGAAUGGCGACGCCAUCAGUUACGUUUUUGGAAGUUCGGCUAGGCUACAAGUCGUCGUCACAAACCCUCUCGCAGUAUUAUACGUCGCGCGGUGCCAUCGCGAUUGGGAUUCACAUUCUGUAUCUACUGUUGCAACGAAUCUCGCUGGGAUAGGAUUUCCAUUCUCCCUUCGUUUGUCCACUGGCGCAGGCUCAGUCCCGAUGUCUACAUCGGAGGGUAACAACGCCCUAGGAUAUCGUCCUGCUAAUUACAUUCCUAAUAAAUGGGACUAUUGUGCAUACAUUACUCGACGCGAUGCUCUCCUCAAGUCUCCUCGGGGAUGCUCUGCACUCAUGACUGGAGGACUAGUUGGCCGCAUGGCUCGUGCCCUCAUUCCCCCCGAUUUCUUCUCAGCAUUACUAUCUAGCGAGGAUAUCGACCCCGCCUUAUUUAGCCCUCUGACUUCGGCAGAGUUAGACUUGAUAUGCGGUGUAUACUGCCAGGAAACUGGCCAAGUUUCAUCAAAAGGGGAGAAACAGGUGACGCGAAAAUCCUGGUGGCCUCCCCAUCACCUAUGGGUUAAGCAACAGUUUGGCCUUGCUCAGUGGACGAACGAUGCCGAAGCUUGGUACCAACGCCGUCAUGAAAAACUCAGUUCGGGCAACUUCGAAGCUGCAGACCUUAUGAACGGUCCCUCUUGGAGGAGUGCCUUACGUCACACUCCGGCGGCAAAGAAGCUUAUAUCUCAAAUGGAAGGGCUGGCGGCAGCGUACAUACGAAGUAGGAUGGUUUUGUAG